Messenger RNA from Saprolegnia diclina VS20, 1045 nucleotides. RefSeq lists its product as hypothetical. The record is from RefSeq and is a predicted model, not a curated record. Bases 25 to 1017 code for a protein of 330 amino acids. The transcript has a single exon. NCBI's taxonomy places the organism in Eukaryota, Oomycota, Saprolegniomycetes, Saprolegniales, Saprolegniaceae.
GCCUUUUGGACGCUGGAAAGCAGCAUGUUGACAGCCCCGUCGUUGGUGCUCCUCCUCGCGGGCGCGGCGGCCGCGACCAACUCGACCUUUGUCUUCAAGGUGGACAUGACCGUGCAGGGCGUCCGCGCCAGCCGCAACCAAGACAACGUGCUCAUCCCGUGCCAGAGCAACGUCUGCGUGCCGUCGGGCGGCGCGAGCUUCGAGUUUUGCCGAACAGCGUGCAACUCGGAGGCGGGCCAGGCCGACUGCGCGUCCAAGUGCACGUGCAACGGCACAAAGCCCGGCUUCAUGUGCGCCGGCGUCUGCAACGCGGCCAAGACGGCCGACGAGUGCGGAUCGCCCGUCUUUCAAAAAUGCAUUGGCCAAGACCUCGUGUGCGACCGGACACCGCCGUCGCCAGCGCCGAGUCCGUCGUCGACGCCAGCGCCCAGCUCGUCGCCCAACCCAACGCCGAGCCCAUCUUCCAACCCGACACCUAGUCCGACACCGUCGCCCAGUUCAUCGCCUUACCCGACGCCAAGCCCGACCUCCAACCCGACGCCAAGCCCUUCGUCUAGCCCUUCACCGAGUCCUUCGCCGAGUCCAUCUUCGUCGCCUAGUCCGGCGCCGACGCAGCGCGUGCGCUUUGUCAAGCUCCAGAGCCCGGGCGAGGCCCACUUGAUCGAGUACUACACGGGCCUGUACUUUGGCGCUGGUCAAAACAACGCGAAUGACGCGUUCGACUGGGACCCGUCGGUCGGGUCGAUUCGCUCGGUGAGCGGCAACGCGUGCCUCGACGCGUUUCUUGCGGAUGACAAGAAGUUCUACCUGCACACGUACCCGUGCGACGCGGCCAACCCGAACCAGUGGUGGAUCUACGACGAUGGCGCGCGCCAAGUGCGCCACAAGACCCACAGCAACAUGUGCCUCGACGCCGACCCGUCCGACGCCGACAAGAAGGUGCAAAUGUACACUUGCGCCCAAGGCAACGCGCACCAGUACUUUGAGAUGCGCCCGAUCUUGUCGCGUGGACAGUAAUGCAUAACCUUUUUUUCUAUUUCGUACA